AGGGUGCAACCAUUUAUUGUAUUUAGUGGGAGAAACCAUGAUGGAAUCCGAUUUUUUAUUUUUUUUAUUUUAUUAUUUUUUUAUGUAUUGUCUAGGACUGUAGCGCAUUAAAUGUGUUUCAGGUAGGUUGCCUUUUUAAAAUAACUCAUUUUUGCUUGUUUUUGCUCUGAUUAAAUAUGCAAACUACAAUCCCCACAACGCAUUGCGGUUUUUGGCAGCGUUUCUUGUCGACGUGGGAAGGGAGGGAUUCGGACACAAACAAAUGUCUACAGGGUUUGCAGUUGGGGGGGUCGUUAAAAAUGACCGUGACAUGCUAAGCUGAAUAAACACGAAGCGGCUCAUUUUGUACAAUGUGGCUCAAACCUGAAGAGAUUCUGCUGAAGAACGCGUUUAAAUUAUGGGUCACCGAAAAGGAUAACGAGUAUUUCGUGCUGCAAAGGAGACGAGGGUACGGAGAAGGUGGUGGCGGUUUGACAGGCCUCCUUGUGGGAACUCUGGAUACGGUGUUGGACUCCACAUCCAAAGUUGCUCCUUACCGCAUUCUGCACCACACUCCAGACUCACAAGUGUACUGGUCAGUAGCAUGUGGUGUCACCAGAGAGGAGAUUUUCCAGCACUGGGAGUGGCUGCAGCAGAAUAUCAUGAGGACACUGUCUGUGUUUGACUCCAGUGAAGACAUCACCAGCUUUGUCCAGGGCAAGAUACGAGGCCUUAUUGCAGAGGAAGGAAAGACCUCUCUGGUGCUGGAAGAUGAUCCAGAAAAAUUCCGAGAAGCACUUUUGAGGUUUGAAAAGUGGUUUGAACUCCCCCCAGAGGAAAAGCUGGUCACCUAUUACUCAUGCAGCUACUGGAAAGGCAAAGUACCCUGCCAGGGCUGGCUCUACCUCAGCACAAACUUCCUCUGCUUCUACUCCUACCUUCUGGGAGCUGAGGUGAAACUCGUCAUCUCCUGGGACGAGAUCUGGAGGCUGGAGAAAACCUCCAACGUCAUCCUGACGGAGAGCAUCCAUGUUCUGGCUCAUGGAGAGGACCACUAUUUCUCCAUGCUGCUGCAUCUCAACGAAACCUUUUCUAUUAUGGAACAACUGGCGGACUAUUCCAUCAAGCGUCUUUUCGAUAAAGAGGCAUUCGAGAGGGAGCCGGCACUCUCAGACCCACUGCAGAUUACCAAGAGAGGCCUUGAAGCUCAUGCGAAGAGUCAGCAGUUCCGGACGUUUUUUCGUCUCCCAAAAGAGGAAAACCUGCUGGAGGUUCACGAGGGCUUCUUGUGGGUGCCCUUCAGCCAUUUCAACACUCUCGGAAAGAUCUGCCUGUCUGAGAACUACCUGUGCUUCGCCAGUCAGGAUGGAAGCCAGUGCCAUGUCGUCAUUCCAAUGAGGGAGGUUGUCAACGUGGAGAAGCCAGACUCCGGCAGCAGGGCUUUGACCGUCUUCGUACGUGGAAAAAAGGCGCUGCGUUUCUCCGAGGUGCGGGACUACCAACGGCUGGCGAACACCAUCCGCAGCAGGUGUGGGAUCAGCGCCAGCCCACAGCACUCUGCGUCACCAGAGGCCAUACGAGGAGAGUGUCAGUCCCUCAUAAAUCACUUUGAGGAUAAUCCGGAGGACGUGACUCUCAUGGUGGGACAGAAAGACAGCAGCAAGGCUGUGAGCACCGAGGCUCUCAUGACAGUUUUCCACCCUCAGGACGUUGAAAACCUUGAUCCUAAAAUGCUUAAAGAGAAGAUGAAGGAACAGUCCUGGGACAUCCAUUUCUCUGAAUAUGGCCGUGGAACCAGCAUGUUCUUCACCAGAAAGACCCGAGAUUUAAUUGUUCGUGGAGUUCCAGAGUCUUUGAGAGGAGAAUUAUGGAUGCUGUUCUCAGGAGCUGUGAACGACAUGGCCACUCACCCCGGAUAUUACACCGAGCUGGUGGAGCAGUCUCUGGGCACCAGCACUCUGGCAACGGAUGAGAUCGAGAGAGACCUCCACCGCUCCCUACCUGAACAUCCCGCCUUCCAGAGCGACACGGGAAUCUCUGCUCUGCGCAGAGUCCUCACUGCCUAUGCCUACAGGAACCCCAAAAUCGGAUACUGUCAGGCCAUGAACAUCCUCACUUCAGUCCUGCUGCUGUAUGCAAAAGAAGAGGAAGCUUUCUGGCUGCUGGUAGCCGUUUGUGAGAGAAUGCUCCCAGAUUACUUUAACCGCAGAAUCAUCGGUGCUUUGGUUGACCAGGCUGUGUUUGAGGACCUGAUCAGAGAAAACCUCCCUCAGCUGGUGGAGCACAUGACCGACCUCAGUUUUUUCUCGUCCGUGUCGUUGUCCUGGUUUCUCACGCUUUUUAUCAGCGUCUUACCCAUAGAGAGCGCUGUGAAUGUGGUGGACUGUUUUUUCUUUGAUGGCAUCAAAUCUAUCCUGCAGCUCGGUCUGGCUGUGCUGGAUUACAACAUGGAGGCUCUGAUCAGCUGCAGUGACGAUGCGGAGGCCGUCACCAUCCUGAACAAGUUUUUUGAUAGUGUGACAAACAGAGACAGCCCGCUGCCACCAACAGUGCAGCAAGCUUUAGUGGGCAAUAACAGUAAAGCAUCUCACGUCGGUGUGGAUAUCAGUGAGCUGAUUCGAGAGGCCUACGAGAAAUAUGGAAGCAUUCGCUCAGAGGAAGUCGAGAGCUCACGGAAAAGAAACAAACUGUAUGUGAUCCAGACGCUGGAGGACACAACCAAGCAGAAUGUGAUCCGAGUGGUGUCCCAAGAUGUCAGAUUCAACAUCACACAGCUUGAUGAGCUUUAUAAUCUGUUCAAAAGGCAGCAUUUCCUUAGCUGCUACUGGACCAUGAAAAGCCCGGCUCUGCUGCACCAUGACCCCAGCCUGGCCUAUCUGGAGCAGUACCAGCUGGGUUUCCAGCAGUUCAGUGAGCUCUUCUCUCUGCUGGAGCCCUGGGCUUUUUGCACCUACAAGAGCAGCCUCUCCCUCUGGGUGUUCCGCCUCAUAGAUGAGAACCAGGACGGUCUCAUCAACUUCAAAGAGUUCUGCUGUGCUCUCGACACUUUAUACUCCGGCUCGUUCACAAACAAGCUGAAGUUUCUCUUCAAGCUGCAUCUGCCCCCAGCCUUCACAGGCAGCCCUUUGCACUCAGAGAAGCAAAGAAUCCUGCACUAUGUUCCAGUGCCUGAAGACUCUUCUCACUUGACUAGACUUUCUGCCUUUGACCUCCCAGAAGACGGUGUGAUUAAGAAAAGUCCGGAGAGAGGCAGGGGGAGGAUUGACCUGCAGGCCUAUCUGAAGCAGUGGCAGAAUGAAAUUCUUAAAAAGGAGGAAACUAUCAAGGAUCUCCCCAGGAUCAACCAGACUCAGUUCAUCCAGCUCUCCAAGACCUUCUACAACAUUUUCCAUGGCCAUCCAGAGGAAGAGUCUCUGUAUCGAGCCAUCGCCCAUGUGACCAGCCUCCUCCUGAGGAUGGAGGAGGUGGGACGGAGGCUGCAGGAGCCAAGCAGCCCGUCGGAGUCCGAAAAGGCCGCCGGCACAUCCCCCGCAGAAGACUCUUCCACCGAGCAGGGUGCCGUCACCCCGGAGAGCUGCGACAGCUCCCACAACAGCCAGGACGCAGGGUCUGAGCUGUCGGACACAGAGUGGUCCUUCUCCUUCGAGCAGGUGCUGGCGUCUCUGCUCAAUGAGCCCACUAUAGUCGACUUCUUCGACAGGCCCCUCAACGUUCAGACCAAACUGGGACAGGCUCGGGCCGCCCAGCUCAAGCUGAAGGCAAACAAGGGAAAAGAUUCAAAAGGGAACUAAAAACUUGAAGCUCUCACUCACAGGCUACCAUGAGUUUUCACCUUUCUGUGUUGUCCAGAAGUCGACUUUGCCACUAAGAGUUUAUAAAAUAAUAAGGAAAUUAGCAGAAAUAGCUGCUAAAACAUAAAACACACACGGUAAUAAUCCACCGUCUAAAUGUUUUUCCAUCUUGAUGCAAACAUCUCUGUAGGCAGAGGUCCUUCCCACAUCUGAAUAUGCAUUUUUUUAAACUUUGUGGUCUGAUGUAGCCGCUCGUGGUCUAAAUUUCAACGUUUUUGUAUCAUCUGCGUCCAGAGGAACAGAAGGAAAUCACAUUUCUAAGGCAGAAAAAUAUCUUGUGUUCUCAUUCACGUUAGCUGCUUCAAAGGUAAAACAGAUGCUGGUAGGUUCUGUGUCUUCACACGUUUUUAAGAGAAUAUAUUGUGAGAAACACCAGCUUAGUUAGGACUAUACUGUAGUGUAGUGAGCUGGAUAUUAGUGUUCCUGGAAGCCAUAAAGGAAUCAGAUUUUCUGACUUAUUUGGAGCAAAAAAAACACUAAAAAAAUCAUGGAACUGCUGUUAUAUGCAUUUUCUGUAAACGAAGAAAGGGGGGCUGCAGCGUCGCAGCAUGAGGUUGCUGCUUUAUGUCUUUAGUUGUAAGUAAAGUUCCACAUUGCUGCUGCAUCUGCACACACUGAAGUCUAGGAUUCAUGCUUUGGUUUGUGCAGCGUUUUUAAGGUCAGUGUAGUAUGCAUUAUAAAAUGUAUUUAUGAGAGAAAAGUGACUAAAGCUUAUUGACUGUUGCUGAAGGAUAUUUAGUUCAUCAAAUCUCAGGGUGAAAUUUGUCUAAAGGCAAAGUGGGAAAUAUAAUUAUAGGACAGCUUAUAUGUAAGAGUAAAAUAUAUGGAGCAUGUUUAGCCCAGUUGCAGCACGGUGGUACACUGCUGUUACUUUCUACAGCAUUUCUUUUUGCCUCCUGUCUGUUCGCGUGCUUCUGUCUGUUUGAUUUGCACAGCUGUUUUUAGACUGGCAGGCUGAAGACGGGCCCGUUUCCUCAGCGGCGUGGGACUCCUGAAGGUUAUGACCGCUUCAGCUGCAGCUCGUCAUCUCUAGGGGCCAAAUCUCUGACUAUAAAGCUUUACAGAAUAUCUGCUCCUCAUGGGAAUGAAGUCAUUUAGAUGUUUCUUAAAUGCAAGUUUUAUUAUUUGCUAUCUAGUAUUUUUUAAACUCUAAAAAUACUGAGUUGCUUAAAGUUGUCUGGGGUAAUUAUUUCUUUAUGAAACGCAAAUAAAGAUAAAACGUUCUCAAAAAUCUGCCACUAUUAACUUAUUUAAAGUUAAUGAUUUAAUCAAAACAGUUGAACAUCACAUGUUGGAUGGAUUAUGGUCUAAUUCCCUUAAAAAACCACGACUAAGCAUGGUUUGAUUUAUCCCAUUAUAUUUUAUGACAUUUUUAACAUCUUCAAACUUCCAGACGUGUUAUACAAAUGCAAGUAAAAUCAUCAUUUCCAGGAGAAUGUGCUUGGUUUAUGAUUUAUUGCAUGUUUAUUAAGUUUCUGUGUUCGACUGCAAAAUAAAGCUUUUCAGCUCAAGAUUUAAGAAUGAAAAUGUUGUCUUUUGGUGGCAAAUGUAUUUAGAAUUGGAUGCAAAAUCAUUUUUUUUUACAUUUUUUAAAAUAAAAAUGUUAUUGUGAGAAAUAACCAAAACCUGCAGCUAUUACAAUCUUACAUUUUAAUUUGAACUGUUUUUUUUUUUUGUUUGUUUUUUUUGUGAAGUCCAAUGUAAUUUUUGGUUUACUUGCUUGAAACUGGUUGCUUUUGUUUCUGUAUGAAUGCUCCAGAAUAAAUAAAGUUAACCCUAUAAGUGA
Molecule: messenger RNA, 5616 nt
Organism: Oryzias melastigma (Indian medaka)
Lineage: Eukaryota; Metazoa; Chordata; Actinopteri; Beloniformes; Adrianichthyidae
Gene: tbc1d8b
Product: TBC1 domain family member 8B
Exons: 21
Coding region: 351-3770 (1139 amino acids)
Molecular function (GO): calcium ion binding
Source: RefSeq, a predicted model, not a curated record